Molecule: messenger RNA, 1678 nt
Organism: Podarcis raffonei (Aeolian wall lizard)
Lineage: Eukaryota; Metazoa; Chordata; Lepidosauria; Squamata; Lacertidae
Gene: DDX39A
Product: DExD-box helicase 39A
Exons: 11
Coding region: 117-1400 (427 amino acids)
Biological process (GO): mRNA export from nucleus; mRNA splicing, via spliceosome
Molecular function (GO): RNA helicase activity; ATP binding; RNA binding
Source: RefSeq, a predicted model, not a curated record
CGGCGGCCAAUAGGAAUCGAAGGUGCUUCCUGUACUGGGCAGUCCUAUCCGAAUUGGAGCGCGGUGUGCACAAGGCGAAGCGGGAAGCGACUCGGCAACUCGGACCUGAGCAGGACAUGGCUGAACAGGAUGUAGAGAAUGAGUUGCUGGACUAUGAGGAGGAUGAAGAGCCUCAGGCAGUGACUGAUGCUGCCCCUGUCCCCAAUAAAAAAGAUGUGAAGGGCUCCUAUGUCUCCAUUCACAGUUCUGGCUUCCGAGACUUCCUGCUGAAGCCAGAGCUCCUUCGUGCCAUUGUGGACUGCGGCUUUGAGCACCCGUCAGAAGUGCAGCAUGAGUGCAUUCCACAGGCAAUCCUGGGCAUGGAUGUCCUAUGCCAAGCCAAAUCAGGCAUGGGCAAGACUGCUGUCUUUGUAUUGGCUACACUGCAGCAGAUUGAGCCACUGGAUGGGCAGGUGUCUGUGCUGGUGAUGUGUCACACCCGGGAGCUGGCCUUCCAGAUCAGCAAAGAAUAUGAGCGCUUCUCAAAGUAUAUGUCCACUGUCAAGGUGUCAGUCUUCUUUGGGGGGCUUUCCAUCAAAAAGGAUGAAGAGGUGCUGAAGAAAAACUGCCCACAUAUUGUGGUGGGGACCCCGGGCCGCAUUUUAGCACUGGUGCGCAACAAGACCCUCAACUUGCGCAAUGUCAAGCAUUUUGUUUUGGAUGAGUGUGACAAGAUGCUGGAGCAGUUGGAUAUGCGUCGUGAUGUGCAGGAGAUAUUUCGACUGACACCCCAUGAGAAGCAAUGCAUGAUGUUUAGUGCCACCUUGAGCAAGGAGAUCCGGCCUGUCUGCAGAAAGUUCAUGCAGGAUCCCAUGGAGGUCUUUGUAGAUGAUGAGACCAAGCUGACUCUGCAUGGCUUGCAGCAAUACUACGUGAAGUUGAAGGACACUGAGAAAAACCGCAAGCUCUUUGACCUUUUGGAUGUGCUGGAGUUCAACCAGGUUGUGAUAUUUGUGAAGUCGGUUCAGCGCUGCAUGGCAUUAGCUCAGCUCUUGGUUGAGCAGAACUUCCCAGCCAUUGCUAUUCACAGAGGCAUGUCUCAGGAGGAGAGACUGUCUAGGUACCAGCAGUUCAAGGACUUCCAACGUCGGAUUCUGGUAGCCACUAAUUUGUUUGGCCGUGGGAUGGACAUAGAGCGUGUCAACAUAGUCUUCAACUAUGACAUGCCUGAGGACUCAGAUACCUACCUGCACAGAGUGGCCCGAGCUGGGCGCUUUGGCACAAAAGGCUUGGCUAUUACUUUUGUGUCAGAUGAAGGUGAUGCCAAAAUCCUCAAUGAAGUGCAGGAUCGUUUUGAGGUCAACGUUGCUGAGCUCCCUGAAGAGAUAGACAUCUCCACAUAUAUUGAACAGAGUCGGUAGCUGUUUGUGGAUCCUUCCCACCUGGUCCAGAAUGGAACCUGAUGGAACACAAUACCUCUAUCUUCUGGUGAAGUGAGAUGAAUGUUAUUUUUUUAAAAAAAAACCACACUGUUAAACGUAUAGAGGUGUUUGAUGUUAAAUGAAUGUCCUACAAAUUGCCCAGGUGGUAUUUUGCCUCUGCUGUAGCCUGGGGGCUUUUUUUUAAUUAGACUUUUAUAUUUUUUGAAUAGUAAACCCCUGUGGCUAAGUUUCGUAAUAAAUGAAUUUUUCAAAUGUCA